This is a messenger RNA of Acytostelium subglobosum LB1, 2754 nucleotides long. RefSeq lists its product as hypothetical. The coding region runs from base 1 to 2754 and encodes 917 amino acids. Gene Ontology annotation, cellular component: trans-Golgi network. The transcript has 7 exons. Lineage: Eukaryota; Evosea; Eumycetozoa; Acytosteliales; Acytosteliaceae. The record is from RefSeq and is a predicted model, not a curated record. Gene Ontology annotation, biological process: retrograde transport, endosome to Golgi.
AUGACAUAUGAACAGUGGAGACAAUCAAAGCAAGCUAUAAAGAACAUCUGUGGAAACUUUGAAUCAAUACCAACCAAUCUACGCUACUUAAUAUGGAGACACAUUGUAUGUCAUGAUAACUUGAAUACGAACCAGAUGGUAGUACCAUGCCUAUCUGGUAGCAGUGCAGCAGCAUUGAAUGAUAGCUUCAACUCAUUGAUAGGCACUGUACAGUUGGACAGUGGUGUUAAUAUCGAUCUCACACGCUCUAAUGACAGCACAAGCAGUGUUGGUAACGCAUCACUGUCGUCUAGCUCGGCGUCUUACAACCCAACACCUAUAUUCCACAACGAUAUGCUCAAUAGAGAUUGUCUACAGUUGACCAAUGACUACAGUCUAUUCGAUCAGAUACGUCAACUUAUCAAGCGAGACUGCAUGCUGUCGCGAGGCCAUGUAGUUGAUGAACUGCCCCAGUCGAUACUAUUGGACACACUGGAUGCCGAGAUGAUAUCUGAGCGACUGCAGAGAUUUGUACGCAACUUCUGCAUGGCGACCAGUCGAGAGUACAGCAUUCACGUGGCUCAGCUCAUCAUACCAUUCGUCGUGCAGUCCUUCUCCGAUGAGAUCGUCUCCAAUCUCGAACGACCCAACGACAAACAGAACUCUGAAGAAGACUGGAUGAGUCUAAGCAUCAAGAUCGUCGAGAACCUAUCACUCUCUGGCCUACUUCCAUUCAGAUCAGCACAUCCCAUCCUUCAAUGUGAGAGUGAGAUGUUUAGAAUAUUACUACUCUUCCAUGAUCCAGCUCUGUCAUACUUCUUUGAACAACGCACUGUGUUCACUACAUUGUACUUCUACAAUUGGAUCAAUCAUAUGCUAUGUGGAUGCGCAGACUUAUUGGCGUUGGUACAAUUAUGGGACAUAUUAUUGUUCCAUGAUCAUCAGGACUUUUAUCUAUUCUUCACAUUGUCAUUGUUGACAUCGAAUCGAGAGCAUAUAUUGUCGAUCAAUGGAGGUUCCAAAGAUAUAUUGUCCACACUACAAGAGUGCGACCUAUUCAGCCAGGCCAAGCUACCAAUGUUGAUCAAGAAGGCCUCAGACAUGCGAAAGAUCACACCAAUAUCGUUCAUCAACUCUUGGAGCAAACUAUUCACCAACUGCAAGCAUCCCAAGGGUCCACGUCUAGACAUGAUCACUCAGACCUACAACGAAUUCAAGUACUCCAUAUGCAUGGCAAUCGAUGUCGAGGAGAUGAUCCUAAUGUCAAAGUAUGGACUACACCCUGGCGUAAGAGAGAAGCUCAAAUACUAUCAACAUGGCGGCUGGAAGGAUGCCAACCUAGUUGUGUUGGACUGUAGACCAUACAGAUACUUCAAGAGUGGAAAGUUCCCAGACUCGUAUCAUCUUCCACCUGGUUUGCUUAUUGAUCGACCUGAUGAAUGGCAAGACAUGAUCAAGAAGACACAUAGCAGUGGCAAGGGAGUGUCACACUUUGCCUUUUAUGACAAUUGGAGUCAACAGGUCAGCAAUCCAUUGUUUGACAAGGAGAAGAACGAAGCGGAUACCAACGACAAUGGCGAUAUGAAUAUGAACAUUCUCAGAUUCCUCAAAGAAGGUUUCCCAUACGUCAGCAGAGUACCAUCAGGUUACAAAAAAAUACAUGACCUAUUCCUAUCAAAGGGAUUCGAACUUAAUUGCCAUGACCCUACAUUGUGUCCAGUCUGCAAUCCAAACAUCCAGUACACAUCACUUCAACAAUCACCAACAAUGUCACCACAACAACAGACGCCAGCUCAACAGAUCACACCUUCCAAACGAGAGAGGUUCUUCAACAUGUUGAAGAUUGGUAGCAGGAGCAGUGUACAGUUACCCAAAGAACAAGUCAACAACAACAACAUGAACAACAAUAACAGUAGUCUAAUCAACUCACCAAACCACAACAACAUCAACAACAACAACAACUACAACAGCAACAACUUGAACAAUUCGAGAGAAGACAUAUCACCACUGAGGAAGCCAAAUCCUUUGAGACAGACUGUACAUCUUAGUGAUCUAUCAAUUGGAAGCAGUGGAAGUAGAGGUGGAAGCAGAGGCAGUAGGACAGAGAAGAACAAGUCAAUGUUGUCAACAUCAAUGGUGGACCUCAACGAUCUGUUUGAUCAUGAUCCAAGAUUACUCGAGCUGGAAGUGGCAAUCAAGAGGAUAGCAGCGCCAAUCAUCGUGGACUCGGACGAAGAGGAUGAAGCAGAUGGAUACGACGACUUUAGACACAAUCCAAGAUUCUACUACAUGAGCACUUUGGCUGACGUUGAUGACGAGGGCGGACACUACUACCGCGACUACAACAUGACGGCCGUCAAGAUGCCUGUGUACGAACCCAACAAGGAGAAGCUUGCCAUUGAGCAGAUGGAGAAGAGUCUGGCCGAGUACAAAGGUCUGGAGGAGUGGCUGGAGGGCGAUCAUUUCAUCUUUGAGUGUGCCGAGCUGACGGACGACGUUGUCAACUUGAAGUGCUACGCGGUCAUCUCGAAGGAUCAGUUCCUCGUACUGAAGGAGCAUCCGAAAUGCAGUGGAUACGUCAAGGUGGACAGCAAGUACAAUCUGGCCAACGUUGGAUUCAACGAACACAAUCCAGCAAUUCUGGAACUGAUCACCAAUCACAAUGGAGUUGCCAUUGGCGGCAAUGAGUUGCAACCCAGUGGCAAGAGACAAUACCUAUUCCCCGAUAUAGAUACCAUCACAUCAAUCCAAACCAAGAUCAAAUCACAUCAAUAA